Molecule: messenger RNA, 1886 nt
Organism: Chelonus insularis
Lineage: Eukaryota; Metazoa; Arthropoda; Insecta; Hymenoptera; Braconidae
Gene: noi
Product: splicing factor 3a subunit 3 noi
Exons: 2
Coding region: 184-1683 (499 amino acids)
Biological process (GO): mRNA splicing, via spliceosome
Cellular component (GO): nucleus; spliceosomal complex
Molecular function (GO): RNA binding; zinc ion binding
Source: RefSeq, a predicted model, not a curated record
UCUGGCAUAGAGAGUUAUUAUAACCUCAAACUUCAUAUACAAACGCUGAGAGAACAAUCUUAGUAUGAUCGGAUGUUUUUGUGCUUGAAUAAUUUUGAUUUUGGAUUUAUUACUAUUAAAAAAGAUCACUUUUCAUAAUAAUUAAUAUUAUAAAUUGUUUGUGGGCUGAAAGUAUUCUUAAUCAUGGAAACGUUAUUGGAACAACAACGUCGAUAUCAUGAGGAGAGAGAACGUUUGAUGGACGCUAUGGUGAAGGAAUCAAUUCAUAAAAAACCAGGACACCGAGAAACAAUUAAUUCAGAGCAUCGACUAAAAAUGUUACUUGAUCAAUUUAUGGAUUGUACUUAUCAAUUGCAAGAACUAUAUGAAGAUAAGGAUGGUCAAAGAAAAGAAGAGGUUCAAGCUCUUUCUGGACCAAAUGAAUUUUCUGAAUUUUAUUCACGAUUGAAAGCCAUAAAGGAAUUUUAUCGACGACAUCCCAAUGAAAUAAGCGUUCCUAUGUCAGUAGAGUUUGAAGAAUUAGCUAAAAUGCGAGAAAAUCCUACUGAAGAAUUAGCAAACUUGGUAGAAUUUACUGAUGAAGAAGGAUACGGAAAAUACCUUGAUCUUCAUGAAUGUUUCGAAAAAUAUGUCAAUCUUAAAGGUGUAGAAAAAAUAGAUUACAUAAGUUAUUUAUCAACUUUUGAUCACUUAUUUGAUAUUCCUAGAGAACGAAAAAAUGCCGAAUAUCGUCGUUAUCUAGAAGCACUGAUCACUUAUUUAACAGAUUAUAUAUUGAGAAUCAAGCCACUUCAUAACAUAAAUAAUGAUUUAGAAGAAGCACAAAAAGAUUUCGAAAUUCAAUGGGAAAAUAGUACAUUCCCUGGAUGGCCAAAAGAAACAGGAAGUGCUUUGACUAACGUAGGAGCACAUCUUGAACUAUCAGCAUUUUCAUCAUGGGAAGAAUUAGCAUCACUUGGAUUAGAUCGAUUGAAAUCAGCUUUAAUGGCCUUAGGUUUAAAGUGUGGUGGAACUCUCGAAGAGAGAGCUCAAAGAUUAUUCAGUACCAAAGGAGAAACAUCUUUAGAUCCCAGUUUAUUAGCAAAAAAUAAAAAAAAGACAGGAAAAGGAAAAGAUUUAGAAAAACAAAAAGACAUAGCUCGAUUAGAAGCUCAAGUGUAUAAGCUUGCUGAAUUGGUUUCUACUCAACGAGUAGCUACUAAAGAAAAUGUUCAGAGAAAACAGGCAAGAACUGAAGGAGAACGUGGAGAUUCUGAUGCUGAAGCAAGUGUAAGUGAAUCUGAAGAAGAAGACGAUAAUGAAGUACCAUACAAUCCCAAGAAUUUACCUCUCGGUUGGGAUGGAAAACCAAUUCCUUAUUGGUUGUAUAAAUUACAUGGACUCAACAUCAGUUACAAUUGUGAAAUUUGUGGUAAUUUUACCUAUAAGGGACCGAAAGCCUUUCAACGACACUUUGCAGAAUGGAGACAUGCUCAUGGAAUGCGAUGUCUUGGAAUUCCUAAUACAGCACAUUUUGCAAAUGUUACACAAAUUGAAGAUGCUUUAGCUCUCUGGGAGAAACUCAAAGCCCAAAAGCAAGCUGAAAGGUGGCAACCUGAGCAAGAAGAAGAAUUUGAAGAUUCUCUAGGGAAUGUGGUAAAUCGUAAGACAUAUGAAGAUCUCAAACGUCAAGGACUUUUAUAAAAAAACAACAAUGAUUAAUGAAAUUUUACCCGAUAGAAUUUUACAUAAUUAAUGAUAUUUAACUUUUUGAUUAUUAUUGUGUAAUGAAAAUAUUGAUUUGUCAAGAUGUAUUGAAAAUUGUAAGAUGAGAGAAGAGUUAUUUAUAUCACAGUAAAUAAAUUUUAUAUUUAUCUUGUAAUAAAUGAUACAUCAAUCUGCGCAUU